AGAGGCAGGAAAAAGGUAUAGCAGAUCGAAAUCUCUAUCUCCCUCGGCUGAUCUGCCAGGAAGAAGUGGAGGAAGAAACUAAUGUGAUAUCAGGAAGUAGGGAAAAGUAUGACAGAUCCAAAUCUCUGUCUCCAUCAGUUGAUCUUUCGGAAGAUGAAGAGGAAGAAGACAAUGUGAAAUCUAAAGUUAAGCAAAAGUAUGGCAGAUCCAAAUCUUUGUCACCAUCUGGUGAUCUGGAAGAUGGAGAAGAAGAAGACACUGAGAAACCAAUAGGGCGUGAAAGAUAUCACAGAUCAGUCUCUAGGUCUCCUGCUGGUCAGGAGGAAGAAGAAGAGGAAGAACAACAGAGGAUGAAGUCAACAGACAUCGAUGUCAGGACAUUGCCUGGGGUUCCAGUAGCCACCUCAGGUGGUGAGGCUACAAAUGAUAGUGACUUUGAUGCAUCGUCGGUGAACACAUCGCUGCAGCUGGAGAUGGAGGAUACGGAGGUCACGCCUCGAGGUGCCAGACAUGCGUCAGUGAUGACUGGGAGUCUGUGGAAAGGAAAGAAGAUAUCAGCACUGACAAAACGAGGAAUGACGUCUCGUAAACUCGUAAAGACUACACGGUCAAGAGAAGAAGAUACGCCAGGCUUUGUUUCCACAUCUCCAUCACCUGCCAAGAAGAAGACUCAGACCAAAGACCAAAGAAAACCAUCAACUUCACAAGCGUCUCGCAAGUCUCGCCCUGUGAAAAGGAAGAAGGCAUCAAGACAGAACAUGGACGAUGAUGACGAGGAGGAGGAAAGGUCACGAGGUCGGUCGGUGUCGGUGUGGAGCACGUAUGACCUGCCACGGAAAGGGAAGGACGUCAUGGAUCUGGACAUUGUCCUGGAGUGUGUGCGCACCACGGAGCGAGAUAUGUUGGCUGAUGCUGACUCCCGAACUUGUGACAAGGCCACACAGAAAGUGGCUGCUUACAUCAGGAAAGAAGUCCAUAAGUCAAUAUCACUUGCUCAGCAGAUAAAACAGAGGCAGAGGCAGAGUAAAAAGGCUCAAACAAGAGUGAAGAACAUGCGUGUCGACCUGCAAGAAAAACAAAAAGACAAACUCAAACUGACCUCCAGGCUGAAGAAACUGCAAGCUGCCAGUGGAAUAGAUGAGGAUCUGAUCAACAUCAACAGCUGGCUGGAUGACUCGGAGAAACUCAUGAGGGAAUGGGACAAGUCCAAGGCUGGACAGGCUAAACCUCAGAAGUACAAGUGGAUCGGGGAGCUGUCGGAGGAGAUGAAGAAUCUGUGCUAACACAAACUUAAUGUAUAUAACUUUGUGUAAAUUAUUCAUGAUUGACCAAAUAAAACACUAAUUGCUUA
Molecule: messenger RNA, 1351 nt
Organism: Haliotis rubra (blacklip abalone)
Lineage: Eukaryota; Metazoa; Mollusca; Gastropoda; Lepetellida; Haliotidae
Product: DNA ligase 1-like
Exons: 8
Coding region: 351-1283 (310 amino acids)
Cellular component (GO): nucleus
Source: RefSeq, a predicted model, not a curated record